AUUACGUCUGUCUUGACCGUUGUCUUUUCGGAGCAGGCAUUUAGGAAUGUGGAGACCAGCAGCUACGUCACCCUCAAAUCGCCUGGGAUCUCCUCGAAAAUAAACUUUUUUAAAGGCCACGAAUUAAAAUCAUAAUCUUCCAGCAACGGGGGUGGAACCGGAGAGGAGUGACGGCUCUUUGAUCUGUUUCUUCGAGUAAAGGCAAAACCAGUCGAAGAUGCCAUUUCAUGAGGGAGUCUACUACCCAUACACCAGUGACACCCAGGGGACCCACUCGUCAGCCGGGAUCCCCUCUCUUUUGAAUUCUCCUCUCAGCCAGAACAUUGUAAACGGCCACACAGCAUCAUCUGCACCAGGCAUGACUCCGUCCAGCACCACCUCCACCUUUCUCCCUUUCAAGUUCCGCCCACGCAGAGAAAGCGUGGACUGGCGGCGGAUCAAUGCAGUGGAUGUAGACUUAGUAGUGAGCCAGCUGGAUGUGGAUGCCCUUCAGGAGCACAUCAGCAUGGUGACCUUCUGCAGCUUGGAGGGGGAGCGAUGCCAGCGGUGCCAGACCCCCGUGGACCCAGCUCUGCUGAAGCUCUUGCGCCUUGCUCAGCUCACGGUGGAGUGGCUCCUCCACUGCCAGGACUUUCUCUCCCUCAAUCUGCGUGCGGCGGAGGAGAGACUGUCGGCCAUCGCCAGGGAGCGUGAGCAGCUGCUGGUUCAGCAGAAGAAGCAGGAGGAGAAGGUGAAGGCGCUGACUGCAGAGCUCAAGCAGCGAAAGAAGGUUAUUCGCACCCAGCAGUCGCUGCUCGCCCCACGAAUCAUCAGCAGCCACAAGUGCCUGCAUUGUGAGAAAUCGUUCCUCAAUGCCUCCUUUCUGCAGAAUCACAUGCAGCGGAGGCACCCUGAUGAGUACGAGAGCAAACCACCUUUUGCUGCCGAGGAGAUGGCGCGCAUGGACAGAAAGAUAGAAGACAGCAGGGACGGCAUGCGCAGAGAGAUGGAAUUUCUUUACAACCGAAAUAUUCAGGCUCUCAAUGAAGUAAAUCAGAAUCAGACAGCCAAGCCUGAAAGGUCAAUCAGCCCUGUGCACUCACAGCCAGAGAGAGAUGUGGACAUGUACAAAGAGACGCCGAUCCAAGCCAUCCAAAAGAUGGAACACCAGCUGAAGAAACAGGAUAAGAAGUGGGAAUCCAGACUGCAAGAAAUGAAGGUUCAACACGAGUCUGAAAAGAAUCAGCUGCUGAAUGAGCUGAGCAAAAUGCAGUCGUCUUUAUCGGAGUACCAGGAGCAAAGCCAGAGGCAGCAGCAGGAGAUGAGGAAGAGGCUGCAGGAAAAGGAGCAAACCAUCAAGGCUCAGAGGGAGCAGAUAAAGACCAUUUCCUCAAAUCCACCUAUAAAAGUAGCUGAAGUACCAGUCACUGUCAGUCCUCCGGCUUGGGAGCCUAAACAAAGAAGAGUUGUAGUCGAGGAGCCAGUCUCUGUUCUUAAGCUGGAUCCUAUUCAGGAGGUGUCAGAAGAGGAGAAAGACUCGAGCAGCCAGUCAGACAGAAAGGUGGUGGAGAAGAAGCCUGAGCCGGCUCCAGAGAAGAAGCCAAGGGUGAACACGAGCGCUUUGAAAAGGAACUCCAACAUAAAGAGAGAGAUACAAGCAGAGCUUGAACAGGCUCUGAUCAAGAAGCUGGAGAACUUGGGGGUCAAGCCUGAUCAGAGCGGUCUAAAGAACAAGGAGCUCACUGCGAUUCUGUCCAAGCUGGAUUCAAAGCGGGAGAGUGUUGCAAAGUCGAUGUCUGGCUACUGGAACCACCGGGAAGAGAUAAAGAGCAUUGUGGAGCAGAAGCUGGGUGCUCAAAGCACCAGCAAUCCUGCUGCAUACUCUCAGCCUAGAUCCAGACACCCUGUUCAAGUGUUGCAGAUCCGCCCUCGCUCCAGCAGCCUGCCCUCCAGAGCCAGCCAGGGGGCGUCUGCUUCUGCAAUCAGACAGCCUAAGACCCCUCAGCCAGCACCAAGGACCAAGGCCACCGCCCAACUCAAGACCUCUACGCCCAACUCCAAGACAGCCUUAAAGAGCUUUGCUACCAAUGUGCUGUUAAGCCCCAGUGCCUGCAGCCAGGUAAUGGAAAACAAAAUCAGUGACCUGGCGAGAAAAAUGGAGAAGCAGUUUGCUGAGAGAGCAGUCAAGAAACCACCAGGUGGCGUUAGUGUCUUACCAGAGAGGGCGGAUGAGGUUCAGGAACUCAGUUACACAGAUCUAGAGGAGAGCAGCGAGUGGAUGGUCUCCUCCUUAGAGGACCGACGGGAUGUGUCAAAACCAGCCCAGGAUUCAGGACCAAUGAGGAAAAGCCUGGAAUCACGAAGCACCAGUGUCUGGGGAACCUCCACAGAGAAGGGUCCUAAAUCAGGUCUAACUGAAGCUGGAACAGGAAGCACGCUAAAGAGCAGCCUGUGCUCCCUGAGUGACAUCAGUGACUCUGAGGACAUCAGCUGAUCACACAAAGAAACCUCAGCCACCUCCUCUGACAACUACUAUCAAUCAUAAAAAGCCAUAUUAUAGAAGCUGUAAAUAGAGGAAAGCAAUAUUUCACAAAGGUAGCUAGGAUUCAGAGGUUGGCAUAGAAAAGGUGGCCAUCUAAUCAAUACCAUAGACCUCGAAACUCUCUUCUUGCCUUAGUCUUUUUUACUGUUUAUCUUUUAAUAGAUUGUCUUCUGUUUUUCUUAUUUCUUUUUUUACUUAUAUACAAUCCAAACUUUAAAUGAGAUACUGAUUUUGGUACUGUAUGUAGAGUGUGUAUGAUUUUGUAUAUCCCAUUUUAUAAUGUAUGUGACUUUGUAAAUAAAAUAUUUAUACAAGCA
Messenger RNA from Neolamprologus brichardi, 2838 nucleotides. The record is from RefSeq and is a predicted model, not a curated record. NCBI's taxonomy places the organism in Eukaryota, Metazoa, Chordata, Actinopteri, Cichliformes, Cichlidae.